AUGAUGUUUUUGAUUUUAUUUUCCAUUUUCAUUAUUGUUCAUGGGCAAUUAUCUAAUGAUGAAUUGUUCACUUUUAAUUCAAAAUAUUCGUCAACGGGUGACUGUAAUAAUUUUCAAUAUAAAUUUAAAAAUUUCGGCAUCAAUUCAAAUGAAUAUAAUCAACUUAUUUUGAAUUGUAAUUCAUCAACUAUUAUUUUUCGAAAUAACAAUCGUAUAUCUUCAUCAUUUUGUCCGGACGAUGAAGAUUAUUUUCGAAAUUUUCUCGUGCGUUUUCCUGAUUUAUCACAAACAUCCAUUCAAGUAAAUCAACUUCAUUUAUAUGGUAUUGAACUUUGUUCACUUGAUGAUCUUAUUCGAAGUGUUUAUGGUGAAUAUUCAUAUUAUCGUUCAAAAUCGGCUCUAUUGAUCAAUUUAGAAAAUUCUAAUAGUCAAGAAAAACAUCAUUUAGCAAUAGCUACAAAUGAUGAAAUGACAUUUAUUUUAACUCUAUUAUCAACAGAUUCGAAUAGAACAUUAAUUGAAAAUAAAAUCGAGCUAAUUUUUCCAAAUGAAAAUAUUUUUCAAUUUAAGCGAUCAUCGAUUAAUGUUUGGCAAAUUGAUCAAGGUUAUGCACGUACUCCUAGAUCUGUAUCCAGCCCUAUUAAUUAUCAACUAUCAAAAUUAAAAUUUACUCUGUUCAAUAACGAAACCUUUUUUCUUUAUGGCACACAAAUAUCUUAUCCAAGUCGUUUUCUUGUGUGGGUUGAUGAAACGCUAGUUUCAUGUAAUUACGAUCAUAUACUUCGAUGCAUAUUUCCAAUUUUACCUUUGAAUCUACUUGAUAUACAUCAACCUAUGUUAAAAAUUAAGUAUAAUGGCGUUUAUAUUUUUAAUACUACUUUAACAUUGAUUCCACGUACACGUCUUCAAAAAGUUCCAUUCAAUCAUAGUGUAAGAAGUAUCGGAACAUUUCAAGCCAACAUUAGUGAAAACACUUGCACAAAUGAUUCGCUGAAAUCAUUGUUCAGUUUCAUUGUUCAUCUAUGGAAAGAAGAUGGAAAUGGAAGAAUAAGUUAUCAAAAAAUUAUCAAGAAUGACAUAGGACCUAUUGAUUGUGAUCAACCUGCUAAAAUCGGUCAAUAUAUUGAACAAGCGAUUCAUCCUACGUCCAGCAAUGAUAUUAUUUCGAUGAAUGUGGAUCUUACACAUCAAUGGUAUUAUCAUCGAAAUUGUCGAACAGAACGAACAAGAAUUAUGUUUAAUUAA
Molecule: messenger RNA, 1245 nt
Organism: Rotaria socialis
Lineage: Eukaryota; Metazoa; Rotifera; Eurotatoria; Philodinida; Philodinidae
Source: the annotation of a GenBank genome assembly